UUAGUUUCCUUAUUCUGACCCCUCCCAGUCAUUGCACAGGACAUUCUUCUUCCUGGAUGCGUUCCCAGCAGUGAGUAACGAACAGCUCAGUCUUCUGAUCCUGGAGACGCAAGGAUGAUCCUGAUAGCAGUGUCCCCCGUACUCCUCUACCUGCUAAGCUUUACUCUGCUUCACCCUGUCGUUCUGGGAGAGAAUGACAGGCCAAUAAUAGGAAUCAUAACUCAGGAGGUCUCAGAUGAGGUGUUCCUUCAGUAUGGUAAAACAUAUAUUGCGGACUCCUAUGUAAAGUUUCUUGAGUCAGCUGGUAGCAGAGUGGUUCCUAUCCGGCUGAAUCUGAGUGAGGAUGAAUAUGUCCAUCUUUUCAAGUCCAUCAAUGGAGUCCUGUUUCCGGGAGGAGCAGUUGAUAUCCUGAAUUCUAGCUUUUCGCGGACAGCUGACAUAUUUUAUAAGCUAGCUAUUGAGGCCGCAUCCACUGGUAUUUAUUUCCCUAUCUGGGGCACUUGUAUGGGUUUCCAGAUUCUUACUGCACUGACAUCUGGGAAGAACUUAUUAUGUAAAACGUCUGCUGAGAAUAUAUCCCUCCCACUCUUCCUUACUGAUGAUGUCUCUUCCAGCAAAAUGUUUCGUCAUGCUCCCUUGGAGCUGCUGCAUGCAGUCUCCGAAGAAAAUAUAACAGCAAAUUUCCACCAUUUUGGAAUCACCCCAAAGACCUUCCUUGCCAAUGAAAAGCUUGCAACAUUUUACCGUAUCCUAUCUACAAACCAGGAUCAGGAUGAUGUGGAGUUCAUAUCCACCAUGGAGGCUCGGGAUUAUCCAAUCUAUGCAGUACAAUGGCAUCCAGAGGUGAACCGCUUCCAGUGGCGCAGUGAUCUUGCCUUUCCACACUCUGUCAACGCUAUUUGGAUAUCACAAUAUCUUGCAAAUUUCUUUGUGGAUGAAGCCCGAAAGAAUGCAAAUCGCUUCUCAAACCCCAAAGAGGAAGAAUUGGCUCUGAUCUAUAACUGGCCAGUGACGUACACAGCUAAUAUCAGUGGCUAUGAGCAGGCGUAUUUCUUCGAUUAGUCAUCUCUGACAAACCUUGACCAAGGCUUUAUCAAGACAGUAUCAAGAUUAAAAUCUUUCUUCAAGAACCACAGACCUACAUAUGGAUGGAGUGUCACAGAUUUCUCCUGUUAAAUAAUGUCAGAUAUGCUGUAUUCUGGUUGGUUGCCUGUCUGAGGCAGUAUUCAUAGGACCAGGUACCAAGGGUACAUGCCCUGGGUCUCUUUGCACUCUCAAUCACCACAUUAAGUUCUGUCUACCUCAUCCCCUGUACCAGUGCCCCAAGUGUCUACAACCACCUCUAUUCUCUAAGGGUUGAUGUUCAUGUUUUGAGGGAGAGCUCAUUUAGGCUACUUUCACACUAGUGGCAGCCUUCUCCGGCAGGCUGUUCUGGCGAGUGAACAGCCUGUCGGAUCCGUGCUGCCGCUAGUGCACAAGGCUGUUUCGGCGGGUGAACAGUCUGCCGGGUCCGUGCUGCCACUAGUGUGAAAGCAGCCUUAGUUUCAUUCAUUAGAUGUAUCAUAAGUCUAUAGAAAAUAAUAUCAGUUUUAAACAUUGUAGAUAUUUUACAUUUUUUUUAAACUUCCCAGAGAGCAGCCAUAUUGGAGACACACACCUCCUUCCUGUAUUGUCUUUAUAGUCAGUACAGCGCUCUUAUGACAGGUGAAAUGAAUGGCAGUUGACAGAAUUGACAGAAAAAUGUAGAUUACUACAGGCUCCAUGGGGCAAUGGAGUACAGAGAGACCAGAAAGUGACAGGAGAUUGUAUCUGUGUAUAUAGCGUAUAAUGUUGCUAGCCUGCCUUAUCUAUGCCUCCAGCAGUACAAUAGAGCUGCUAUUAACUUAUCUACUGUACUUUCGAUUGAUGAGAUGAAUCUGUUCUGUCUAAAUCUAUACAGCAAAUCUACAGAAAGCAUCACAUUUCAAGAUUUUUAUUGUUUUGGACAGCAACAAAAAAAGUAAUAAAAAACAUAAAAGAA
This is a messenger RNA of Bufo gargarizans (Asiatic toad), 2020 nucleotides long. Its product is annotated as gamma-glutamyl hydrolase-like. Gene Ontology annotation, cellular component: vacuole. Gene Ontology annotation, biological process: tetrahydrofolylpolyglutamate metabolic process. Bases 115 to 1062 code for a protein of 315 amino acids. Gene Ontology annotation, molecular function: gamma-glutamyl-peptidase activity. NCBI's taxonomy places the organism in Eukaryota, Metazoa, Chordata, Amphibia, Anura, Bufonidae. The record is from RefSeq and is a predicted model, not a curated record. The transcript is spliced from 10 exons.